This is a messenger RNA of Asparagus officinalis (garden asparagus), 765 nucleotides long. RefSeq lists its product as uncharacterized. The transcript has a single exon. NCBI's taxonomy places the organism in Eukaryota, Viridiplantae, Streptophyta, Magnoliopsida, Asparagales, Asparagaceae. The record is from RefSeq and is a predicted model, not a curated record. The coding region runs from base 1 to 765 and encodes 254 amino acids.
AUGAUUGGAAGUAUUGAUUGCAUGCACUGGCAGUGGAAAAAUUGUCCUAAGGCUUGGCAAGGGCAGUUUACUAGUGGACACAAGGGGACGGCAACAGUUAUCCUCGAGGCAGUUGCGUCAUAUGAUUUGUGGAUAUGGCAUGCUUUUUCAGGGCUUCCUGGUAGUUUGAAUGACAUAAAUGUACUAGAUAGGUCACCGGUUUUUGACGACAUUGAGUCUGGUGAAGCUCCACGGGUAAACUUCACAGUGAAUGGGCGGGAGUACAAUAUUGCAUACUAUCUUGCCGACGGAAUCUACCCUAAGUGGCCUGUCUUCGUGCAGUCAAUUCAAAUGCCCCAAGGCAACAAACAUCAAUUUUUUGCCAAACAACAGGAAUCAUGCAGGAAGGACGUGGAACGCGCAUUCGGGGUACUCCAAGCACGCUUCGCUAUUGUCCGCCAACCAGCUAGAAUGUGGGAUCUUGAUGUCUUAGGAAAAAUAAUGAGGGCGUGCAUUAUUUUACAUAACAUGAUAGUAGAGGAUGAACGAGAUACGUAUUCGCGAAACUGGGAAAAUAUCGACUUUGAACCGUCGAACAAUGCUAGCUCUAGCGCCUCUUUCAAUGUUCAAACAGACGUGUUGCCGGAGUUUCAAGUCCAUGUUCAACACCGAUCUGAGGCAGAUAAUCAGACUAGAGCGGAACUACGAGAUAAGACCCAACAUAUUCAGCUGAAGAAGGAUCUCAUCGAGCACAUUUGGCAGAAGUUUGGGACAACCUCCGAUUAG